CUAAGGUAAGGUUGGCCAGCUCCGGAGACUAUCCUCGACAUUUAGAGACAUUCGUCAGGGAACUACAGCCUGUCUAAGUAUGGCUCUGGACGGUGAACCUGAGUAUUACGACCAGGAACAUCCUGUCCACAAUGACUCACUACUUCACGUGAACGGUACUCGGUUCUUCAACGUUUCAGAAGAAUACCUCGACUACGAUUACGUCAUAGAUUACUCACAGUACGACUACCUGAAACCCCUUAAAUCUGUGCCCCUGCUUGAAGCCGUCAUCAAAGUGGCUGUCUACUCCAGUAUAAUAUUACUGGCCGCUGUAGGCAAUGUUUUAAUCAUUCUCGUUGUUAUCUGGAAUAAACAAUUACGGACAACUACCAACUUUUACAUUGUGAAUUUAGCAGUGUCGGAUUUGCUGGUAACGCUGGCUUGUUCAUGGGUUCAUGUUGUGGAUGAUUUGACAGAAGGUUGGAUCCUCGGAACAUUCUUCUGCAAAUUCAACAGCUUUGCGCAAGUUGCCUCUCUUGUUUCCAGCGUCAUGUCACUAACCCUUAUCGCCUGUGAUCGGUUUUUCGGGAUUGUGUUCGCCAUGAAGGCCCACAUCAUAGAGAGACGUGCUUUUCACAGCAUACUUGUGAUAUGGAUAAUUUCCCUUGCCAUGGGCGUUCCCAUGUUGGUGGUGAGAACAGUCCAUAAACGACAAUGGCGUGACCAUUUAGAACUUUGGUGUGAAGGAGAUUGGACUGUUGUCCAGAGAGUUUCACCUGAAACUGGACAGAGGAUGGACCACCGUCCAGGUCGAGUGGCCUACUUGACAGUUAUAACCGUCGUGCUGUUUUUCAUUCCGAUGUUGAUAAUGCUUGGUACAUAUGUCGGCAUCAUCAAAACUUUGUGGCAGGCCAAGGUGCCAGGGGAACGACUGUCCAGUGACGUCAAGGUGGAAACCAAGGUCAAACGAAAGGUGGUGUUUAUGUUGAUUCUGAUCAUGGUGGUGUUUUUUGUUUGUUGGUUUCCACUCCAAUUCUCCGUUUUAUAUGAUAACUACAGACCAAAUCAAAAUACUCCGCUUGCUGCGUGGUACAAAGACUUUACUUUCUUCGCCAAACUCCUUGCCUUUUCAAACAGUGCAAUGAACCCGAUCAUCUACGCUGGGUUUAACAACAACUUCCGUAAAGGAUUCAAAAUAAUGUUUGGCUGUUACAAGAAACAGCGUUACACAACUUUAUCUAAGAUGGAUGACUCGAGUCAUAGUGCUACAGGCCUUACCAUGACAAAUACAACUACACACUGUACCCGGAUGUAGAGCUGGGAACCCGGAUAUAGAGCUUCGAUCGUUCCACAGAUUAUUGACGAUGGACAUCUAAAUUCAUUUGUUAAUUAACUCCCCGUGUGACCUCCGCACGGAUGGUUGGGCAUUCAACAUUCCAAAAUCUUUGUGGAAAGUAUGAACUCUUUCAACAUACAAAUGUUCAAUUAUAAAAUAAAAGAUUAGCUGAUGAUACAAUUUUUCCACGUUUUAUUUACAAAAUUGUCCCCAUUAGAGCUGAAAGGUUCACACUCUUUAACAUGACGGGAUAGCGAUGUUAGUUCUCAAUUCAACAUUUUAGCCACAAUCUCUUUUAAUCUCUGUUAAACAAUACAUAUGUAGAAUGAGUUGAGUCGCUAUAAAUAGAACAUGUUGGCCCGAGACCUGACAAAUUCAAGAACAUUGUAUUUGACAAAUAAAUCCGUCAAAACUCUGCUUUGA
Messenger RNA from Pecten maximus, 1738 nucleotides. RefSeq names its product QRFP-like peptide receptor. Gene Ontology annotation, cellular component: membrane. NCBI's taxonomy places the organism in Eukaryota, Metazoa, Mollusca, Bivalvia, Pectinida, Pectinidae. Bases 80 to 1294 code for a protein of 404 amino acids. Gene Ontology annotation, molecular function: neuropeptide Y receptor activity. The transcript is spliced from 5 exons. Gene Ontology annotation, biological process: G protein-coupled receptor signaling pathway. The record is from RefSeq and is a predicted model, not a curated record.